This is a messenger RNA of Cladocopium goreaui, 3651 nucleotides long. The record is from the annotation of a GenBank genome assembly. Lineage: Eukaryota; Dinophyceae; Suessiales; Symbiodiniaceae.
AUGAACGACCGAUGUUCCAAGGACCACCGGCUGGCUUGUGAACUUAUGGAAUGGGAGAAGGAUGCAUAUGAUGGUGCCCCAACCUCAGCUCACGCGCCAUGCUAUGCACCUCAGCCUGAUGCCACCCCUUGUCGUUUGGUGCAUCAAUUCCCAGACUUGGAUGCCUUGGAUACUCCACCUGCAAUUCCAAACCCUUUGAAAAAAACCCAGCUGGCGGCUGCAAAGCGUUUGGAAACGGAAAUGAAGGCCGCUGGAAACAAGCCAAAGAAGACAAAGAAGACGGAGAAAAAAACUAAGAAGAAUGCAGCAGCCAAAGCCAAGAAAGAUAAGAAAGAGAAACAGGAGAAGAAACCCAGAAAGCCGAACCAGGGGCCUUUGACCGAAGUCAUGAAGGAGUACAUCAAGGGUCGACGUCAGGCUGAUGGCUUGUCAUACAGGGAUGCCUUGAAAGCAUGGGGUACGUCAAGUGAGCGUGCUGAAAUCGUGAACACCAUGUCCUACUCUGAGCAAAAGCGCCGUAGGUCCGAAAGGUCUUGUGAGGCCAAUGAGGUUGCAAAGCAACAAGCGCAGCUGUCAGAACAACAAUCGAAGUGGCACAAAAAUCAUGCUUCAGAGACCAGUACCCAUUUGCAGGAGGACUGUGCUGGAGUUGGCAAUAUUGCCUGUACGCACUCUCCGAAAGGGGUGUCUUUGGUGGGUGGCACCACCAUGUUCCACAUGGAUUUAUCUAGCUCGUGGCAGUACCGGUCGUACCUUUACAAGGCCAAGAGGUGCGAAUAUUGCCACAAAAAAGGCAAUGCUGAAGCGACACGGAUGCAGAGCUAUCAGCGUUCCACUGGGAAGAGAGUCACCUUGUACACCACAGCUCCGGAGCGCUUGGCUCGCCUCAAAUCUACGUUGAACCUGAAGUUGGUUCGCCACUACCGAGACAAACGAGGUCAGAAAAAAAUCAAAGGUGGCCCUCACCUUACCCAAUCGGGAAUGUACCCCAUCAACCUGGGACUGAAGGAGUCCCAAGUGGAUAUCGAUGCCGCCAAGCUGCAUUUGAUCAGCCACCAGGCUGAAAACGAGGAUGAAGGCAGCUACGUCACACCCGACAGACCCACAACGAGAAGAUGUCGGUCCAAGACCCCGGAAAGUAAAGCUGUUGAAACCCAAAAGGGGAAAGGCAAAGGAAAAAGUAAGGCUCUUCUGGCACUCAUGUCUUUGAAAGGGGCUUUAGCACAGGCCAAAGGUCAUGGUCGUGGUGCUGGCAAGCAAGUUCCAGCCCCGUCUGAAGAGAGUCCAGGCGACGUCGCAGAACCCAAAAAGAAGAAAGAGAAAAAAAACAAGAAGUCUGAGGGACAAGAGACAGAGACAGGUGACGUUGCAAAGGUUCCCAACAAGAGACCAUAUGAGGUAGAACGGGAUGAUGGGUCAACGCCAGAGGCCAAACACAAGAAGAAGAAACAACAGAAGGGUGUAGAACAGGGUGAUGAGUCGACGCCCCAGACCAAAGACAAGAAGAAGGAUUGCAUAGAGGCAGGUGAUGUUGCAAAGGUUCCCAAGAAGAAACAACCAAAGGAUGUAGAACAGGAUGAUGAGUCGACGCCACAGACCACACACAAGAAGAAGAAGAAACAACCAAAGGAUGUAGAACAGGAUGAUGAGUCGACGCCACAGACCACACACAAGAAGAAGAAGAAACAACCAAAGGAUGUAGAACAGGAUGAUGAGUCGACGCCACAGACCAAGGAUGGCACGGAGACAGGUGAUGUUGCAAAGGUUCCCAAGAAGAAGCAACGCCAGCGAGAUGAUGAGUCGACCAACCAUGUGAAGACGGAUGAUGAUGCAAAGGAGGGCACUCCCCUGGAGAAGUGUAGUGAAAAAAAGAAGAAGAGAAAGGCCAAAAGCUCAGACCAGUUGGUUCCAGAAGAGAUCGAGAAGACAGCCAGUGCUGACUCAUCCACCUCAGAUCCCAAGCCAAAGAAACCCAAGACCCGAGUGGAGACACCUGCCCAUGACACAGUUGAAGAUGGAGACGCAGAGACUUUGCACGAUCCAGAGUCACCAUCUCAAAGGCGAAGGUUGAAAGCUGCAAAGCCAACCGCAGAGGCGUGUUGCACCACAAACGCUUUGACUCAGUCAAAACUGGAAGACUUGAAACAUGUCAUCAGGACUCCAAGGCAGUAUCCACCAACAAGCACUGGACCCAAACUGACAGCAAAGAAACAACUUGGCAUUAGCCAUUUUGCAGCCAAACAGGAAGUUGAGGAAAAGACAAAGACGAAGAAGGCUUCCAAGGAGGCUACUGAGGACAAGCCUGCAGGCUUGCAUGGUUUUACUUUCCAACUCAUGAUGGCGUGGUCAAGGGCCUUGCUGUCCGUGACGGCAAUGGACGUUUGCGCAGAGCCAGUGAAGCAUCUGUCUGAUGAACAGAAAGAGGUGAUAUCAGGUCUUGCAGCACCUAGCCAGCUCGAUGUCAAGGCGGAGUGUGCAGAUCGAGGGCUCGGUCGCAUCGAGAUUCAGCUGAAUCGGGUUUGCGUGAAAAACCGGGUGAAGCAGGAUGACAUUUAUGUUGAGUUGCCGCUCUUCGAGCUGGAAAUCCGAUAUGGGGGCACUGAAGCUGGGAGGCGCGGCCAUGAGAAUGUGGCAAAGACGAAGAUGUCGAAGGUGGCAGAAGUUGAGCUCAAUCCACCUGCCAACGCAGAUGGGGAUGGUUCCGAACAAUCAGGAUCACCUGCAAAGCCUGACCCAAAGGAGGAGGUCGUGGCCAGGGCCAAAGGCAGACCCCUGCUGCUGAGGGUCAAAUCUUUGGCAAACAAAGUUCGCGAUGCCAGCCAGUUGGAGAACAAAUUUGCUAAAGGAUCCAGUGCCCAUACUGUGUUGGAGACCUACCGUCUGAAGCGGCCUGAGAUUGAGAAAUACGAAGAUGCCAUCGAAUCUGCGAAGUCUGCUGCAAAUGCUUUGAAGCGCCGUUUGAACCUUGGAUUUGGUCGCCGUUUCUUGUGUAUCUUGAUGCGCAUCAAUGGCAAAGAGCCAUCGAUUCUGAAGCUCGGGGAGAAAUUUGAGAGUGCUGCAGGUUGGGCAUCUGAACGCGUUUUCAGUUCAUGGGUGGCCGAGCAAGAAUGGCGGCAGUGCUUGCCACCAAUUUUCGAAAUUUCAGUUGAAAGAGCCAAUAUGCUAGAGCAUUCAAAGCUGAAGACAAUCAAGCUGGGGAUCUUUCUUCCUCAUGAGAUCGCGUCAGCAUUCUACCAUUUCCGAUCUGGGGAUCUAUUCUUCAGCCUCCUGACUGGCACGCCUGAUGUGGCUCAGCUGUUCAAGAGCUUUGCCCGUAGUGAGCCAGCCAAGGACAUUUCGAACUACUGGAACAACAACACGGAUCUGGCCGAGGAGUUGAGAUGCUAUUGGGGUGAGUCGGAUGAUGCCCCUAUGGAUCAGGUGUUCCCCAUCAGGGUUUACGGUGAUGGGGCUGACACUAUUGGACUCAACGCAUUUGAACUGCUGACUAUGAUAGCUGUAGCGCCGCAGCAUUCCUUCACUAUGAAAACUCGCUCGCCGCGUUUUGUUUCUGUCCAAAAAUGUUUCCAGAGAACAAAUCCGAAUGGAGACAAUUCAUUUGGCCAUGGCAAGGCUGUCUCUCAGAAACACCCAGUAUACUUCAGAACGUGA